Messenger RNA from Lathyrus sativus (Indian pea), 510 nucleotides. NCBI's taxonomy places the organism in Eukaryota, Viridiplantae, Streptophyta, Magnoliopsida, Fabales, Fabaceae. The record is from the annotation of a GenBank genome assembly.
AUGAGUCUAUAUCUGUGUACGGUACGGAAGUUGCUGGUCGGAAGCCGCUCAACUAUUCGAGCACAAUACAGUGGUGGUUGGUUCCAAUUCGACAAGGGUAUAAUGCCUGGUCGAAGGUCCAGUACAGUAGGUAGCAGGCAUGUUCGUUUUGGCUCCCGAGCGAGAACGAUAAAUAGGCGCUGCACCAUUCUUGCUGCUAUGUACGUGAACCUUGACUUGAGAGAUUCAUCCAAUGGAACCCACACUCAAAGGAGGACCACAAGCUCGGGGCUCGACGAAACAGAAAAUAUCAGCAUUAAGAAACUUCUUGGGUUAUAUGAUCAACGAGAUCAAUCGGCUAGAGAGCGGGGCUAUUCUUCUUCCAGGAAGGCUAAGUCGUCCCCUCUACUGAUCGAACCCUCAGUUCGAGGGUCUUCGUCAACAUGUUAUGAGGCUCCAGUCUUCGGCGGGUCACCAUUACUUUACUUAGAAAGGCGAACAUCUAGGCAAGGGAAAGCGCAGUGCGCCUAG